AAUUCCUUACGAGAUGAGAUGAUAUCCGCGCUUUCUUCAGCCUUUACAUCUUAUUCAAAACUCACCGAAGCAGUGACAGAAAACUAACCCGUCCAACUCUCAAUUUAUCCUCAAAGCCUAUGGCUUAUUACUCUCAGGCCCACAUUUGCCAGUGCCUGACUCGGUUAUCAACUGUGCGGCGAAAUUCCAUCGUCACAAUUGCCGGAGACCGGCAGAAAACUGGCCAGCAGUUCGUUGAAGACGUAUUGAGUUUGGCUCGCGGGUUGCUUGAACUUGGCCUCAAGAGCGGCGACAUUGUCGCAAUCUGUGCUUUUAACAGCGAUUGGUAUUUGGAGUGGUUACUGGCGGUUGCGUUUGUUGGUGCCAUAGUAGCUCCUCUAAAUUAUCGAUGGAGCUUUGAAGAGGCGAAAUCAGCGAUGUUGAGUGUGAGGCCAGUGCUGUUGGUGACUGAUAAGAGCUCUAAUUGUUGGUACUCGGAGCUCCAGAGUGAUGCUAUACCUUCCCUAAAGUGGCAUGGUUUCUUGGGCUCCUUUGAAGCAUCAAACAUAUUAACUACUGAAAUGCUUCGGAAGAAUGGCAUGAGCACUCUUCAAUUGGAUUACUCUUGGGCACCUGAGUGCGCUGUUUUGAUAUGCUUCACUUCAGGAACCACUGGAAGGCCGAAGGGCGUUGUCAUAAACCAUUCAGCUUUGAUAGUUCAAUCCUUAGCAAAAGUUGCCAUUGUUGGUUAUUGUGAGGAAGAUGUCUAUUUGCACACUACUCCACUAUGCCAUAUUGGUGGAUUGUCAUCAGCCAUGGCUACGCUAAUGGUUGGAGCUUGCCAUGUCUUGAUACCCAAGUUUGAAGCGACACUAGCGGCAGAAAGCAUAGAGCUACACCGUGUGACUUCUCUAAUCACUGUUCCUACAAUCCUGGGUGAUUUAAUCUCCUUAUCCAGGGCAAAGGAAACCUCGAAAGGGAGUCAAACCGUUGAGAAAAUAUUGAAUGGAGGUGGGAGUCUGUCAGUUGCGCUUACAAAUGAUGUCAGAAAGUUCUUCCCAAGAGCUAAGCUUCUUUCAGCUUAUGGAAUGACAGAGAGCUGUUCUUCUCUAACCUUCAUGACCCUCUAUAAUCCAACAACUGAAACCCCAAGUCAGCUGCUCUUCCAGACAUCUAGUAAAGUAAAGUCUGCUUCAGUUAACCAACCGCAAGGUGUAUGUGUUGGCAAGCCUGCGCCACACAUUGAACUAAAAGUAUGCACUGAUGGCUCUUUUCAAAUUGGGAGAAUUUUAACUAGAGGUCCACAUGUAAUGCUUCGAUAUUGGGACCAAAAUCCAUCGACGACACUAAACCAUACCAAUGAAGUUUGGCUUGACACGGGCGACAUCGGUUACAUAGAUGACUCCGGUAAUUUAUGGCUCAUUGGACGUACAAACAACCGUAUCAAGAGCGGCGGGGAGAAUGUUCACCCAGAAGAGGUGGAGUCAAUCUUGUUGCAACAUCCAGGAGUGGUUGCCGUCAUUGUUCUGGGAAUUCCAGAUGCUCGCCUGACAGAGAUGGUUGUUGCUUGCGUUAAAAUAAAAGAAGGCUGGCAAUGGUCCGACAACGAUUGUGAACCCCCUGCUGAAAACCAGCUAUUCUUAUGCAGUGAAAUUCUCCACGACUACUGCAGAGAAAAGAAUUUAUCCGGGUUUAAAAUACCAAAAAGAUUUGUUUUAUGGACGAAACCAUUUCCACUCACAACAACAGGAAAGAUAAGAAGAGAUCAAAUUCGAAGAGAAGUUGAUUCUCUUUUUCGGUUCUUGCCCUGUAGUCUUUGAGUUGGAGCAUUCAUCACCUUCAUAUGAAAAGGUUAAAAAGAUAAAAUAAAGUUCGAGGUUAUUGAUUUGUUUAAAUGAUAAAUUUUAAAACUCAUAAUCUUUUUUAUAUUAAUAGUAAGCAACCAUGUGUAGCAUAA
Manihot esculenta (cassava) is the source of this 1936-nucleotide messenger RNA. RefSeq names its product 2-succinylbenzoate--CoA ligase, chloroplastic/peroxisomal. The record is from RefSeq and is a predicted model, not a curated record. Gene Ontology annotation, molecular function: medium-chain fatty acid-CoA ligase activity. Gene Ontology annotation, biological process: fatty acid metabolic process. The transcript is spliced from 10 exons. The coding region runs from base 120 to 1799 and encodes 559 amino acids. NCBI's taxonomy places the organism in Eukaryota, Viridiplantae, Streptophyta, Magnoliopsida, Malpighiales, Euphorbiaceae.